AUUAUACUUUGUCUCCUUGAAUUGUUCAUUCAUACCGGAAAAACUUGGCUAUGGAGAGCUUGGUUGCUUCCAGAUUUGGAUUAUGUACGAAUCCUUUCCCUUCUUGGUUGCCGUUAUCCUGCUCCUCAAUGAAAAGGAAUUUUCUCAUUUCCACCUCUAAGGCGAACCUACGUGCUCAGUCUCAGCAGAAUGAUCCCCUUCUCAAUGCUGCCUUCGAACGCGCAGCUGCACGUUUCCAAGAGUCUCAACGUUCAGAUCCUUUGUUCAUUGACCCAUAUGCUGGCUGCCUUCUUCCGGUUAAAUUUGAUGUUCUUAGUGAACAACGCCUGCUACCUUACUGCCUUGCAACUAAGUUUAUCGAUGAUAAGCUAUUGAGCGCAUUAGAUAAAGUUGAUGGUCCGAAGCAGGUUGUUUUGUUUACGGAUGGGAUGGAUACUCGUCCGUUUAGACUGAAUUGGCCAGCAUCAACCAUAAUCUAUGAUGUAUCUCCAGAGGAGGUGUUUAGAACUGCAACUGAAAAGCUUCAAGAUGUUGGGGCUAAGAUACCAAGGAGAUGUGUAUUUCAUCACGUCCCAUUGAAUUCAUCUAAUCUACAACAUAUUCUGGGCAAUAAAGGUUUUAAUGGCACCAAGCCAAGUAUUUGGGCUUUCCAGGGACUGCCAGUAAUGAACAUGGAGAUCUUUAAAGAUAUUUUGUGCGUCAUAAGUAAUCUAGCCAUGAAGGGAAGCUUAUUGUUGGGGGAGCUUCCUCUUUGGCCGGGUGAAACUGAUUUUAGGUGUAAGUCCACCACAAAGAGAUGCUUGGAAAGCCUUUUCAUGAGCUGCGGUUUCCAUGUGGAAGUGAUAGAGUGCAAUGGAUUACUAAUGGAAGAGUACGCCAACAUACUUUUUGUUGCAGAGCAUCUGAGGUUUUCUGAUGAUCAGAUGGAAAUAUGGAGGAGAGAACUUCAAAGGAUAGAGGAAGAAGGAGAUGAAGAAGGCUUUGAGGAGCUCUAGCCUUGUUUUAUCCAACCAAAGAUAUUCCUUUGAACUGGAAACAAUAGAAAAAUCAAGAAGAAUAUACAAGGCUAUGGAGAUUCGAAUCCCUGCUUAGACAGCUAAAUCCACAGCCACACUGGGGGCAGACAUAGAAAUUGUCAACUGAAAAUGAAGCAGACGUUAUCCCGACAGAGAAGUUCAGAUCUUCACCGUCAUGAGUGACCUGCACUAUAUUCAGCCAGAAAAGCAUUAUCUUCACCUGCACACCACCCAAGUUACUCAGCCUGCCCUUAAAGAUUGUCCCUGUGAUCUUGUUAGUGUACUUUAGGGUAUACCCCUUUAUGGUGAAGCUGCACGACCCGUCAAAGUAAGCCGCGAACUUGCCGGUGUCUUUGUUGAUCUCGUAGCUCUUGACCCCCGUUGGAAGAAUGCCGAUGGGGAAGUCAUAUUCCUGCAAUAUGUCAUACGCCGUCUCCAAGCCGUCAAUGGCCGGAGUGGUUCCCAAUAAUAGUGCAAAGCAGGCGGCAAUCAUGUGCAGUGGCGGAUGAUACAUUUUUCCGCGGUGAAUUAAAGGCGGCGAUUUGGCGGAUGAUCUCUUAGAAAGGAUGUUUGUUAGAGACAGAGGGG
Messenger RNA from Cuscuta europaea, 1604 nucleotides. The record is from the annotation of a GenBank genome assembly. Lineage: Eukaryota; Viridiplantae; Streptophyta; Magnoliopsida; Solanales; Convolvulaceae.